Messenger RNA from Pelodiscus sinensis (Chinese soft-shelled turtle), 828 nucleotides. The record is from RefSeq and is a predicted model, not a curated record. Lineage: Eukaryota; Metazoa; Chordata; Testudines; Trionychidae.
UAUGUUCUCAUGUACACUGUUUGCUUUUUAGGUUCAGUGAGUGGGCAGUAUGAGUGACUGGCAGAGGAAAAACCCUUUGGACUGGCAGACGUACGUGAACAAAGAAGUAAAAGUCACAGCUGCUGAGAAACAUGAAUACAAAGGAUGGGUCUUAACAAUUGACCCAGUUUCUGCGAAUAUUGUUCUAGUGAAGCUCCUGGAGGAUGGAAAAGUUUCUGUCUCCGCCAUCUUGGGUCAUGCUGUACAGACAGUUGAAAUAGUGAAUGAGGGGGAUGAUGAAGUGAAGGAGCGGCUUGCUCGCCUAUUCAUGCCGGAGGAGAGCAAAGCUUUUGGCCAUGAAGAACUGGAGAAGAGGAAGAGCAGCCUGAAGACUUGGCUGGAGUCCAAUCACAUCCCUGUCACAGAACAAGGCGAGUCACAAAGAACACUGUGUGUGGCCGGUGUCUUAACUGUCGACCCGCCAUACGGGCCAGAAGACUGCAGCAGCUCCAAUGAAAUUAUUCUGUCCAGAGUCCAGAGCUUGAUCCAAGGCCAUCUUGCAGCACAGCAGUAAUGGACAAGUGGGCAGACACUGCUUGUCUAAAACUCUUCUGUUUCACACGGGGAGAUGCCUUUCCCCUUCAGUUAGGAGCUGUUCUCUGGUCCUGGUCGACCUGCUCUUCGGUGACAGGAGUGAGGGUGCUGUUGUGCGUUAGCUGCUCCGGCUCGUUCUGUUUGUGAGGGACUAGAUGGUGGAACCGCUGUAGAGCUGGAAGCAGGGAGGGUUUGUGCUACCUACUAUAAUGUUAUCAAAAUCGCUAUUUGGUACAAAUGACAUGUUAGUCUGUG